ACGUCGGCAAAGAUGACUGACGCGUUUCCAAGGCUUGCCCGGAACAGAUGACAAGCGUUUAAAUUAAACCAGUGUGUACAUAGGUAGAAGUGCCUUUUUUGUAUAUAUUGUGGAUGUUGUGGGUUAGAAAGAAAUUUUAUUAGUUGAGUUUUACUGUUGGUUCCAGUCAGACACGCGUUUUCUCAAUGAAAUGCCGUCGAGCAUCGAAGUCGUACAAAUUUGUGUCGGCCGGUGACGUUUCGUAGGGCUGUGUAAGAAGUUUAGUUGAAAAGAAUGUGUUAGUUAACGCUAGCAUUGAACUUUUCAUUAUUGUUGAUAUGUGGCAACAUUCGCCGUCGGAGGAGGUGAAUGUUUGGUUGGCUGUGACGCUUCGUCGCAAGAAACCAAGGUUCAAGUGAAAUAUUCAGUGAAAAACUCAGUGCUAACAUUUGCCUGAAAACCCAAUAAAAUGGGAACUUCGUCAAGCAGACACGGUGAUAUAACGACAAACGAAUAUUUGCAGCGUUUUGUUGGAUCGGAGAAUAUAUCGCCAAAUGAUCCGUUCUGGAACAGAUUCCUGUCUUUCUCAUACACUCCACCAGUUUCAAGCUUCAAAAACCAAGUACUAGAUGAGAGAAUACAACCAUUAUGUAAGCAACUAGUUAUAAACAAUCCACGCUCUGGCAAUGUAGGUUCCUUGCUCCACGUAUUCCUGAGCCGAUCAAGUGAGCUCCUGGCAUCUACACAGACUGAAAACAGUAUGUUUAGCUGGCAGACAUACAAUGCAUUGUUUAUUCUACGCUGUGUCACAAAAUAUUUAAUUGAAUCUAUUAAAGAAGAUGAUGUAAUUCGUCAGUUCGAAGCUCGACCACAGGAACAAGAUGGGUUGAAACAAGUGGACGAGCAUGUGAGUCGCAUGGAAAUUUUUCUCGAUUCCUUGCUUGAGAUUGUUGUGGACGUACCUGUAAAAGAUUUUACAUAUCCUCUACAUCUUGAAGCAAUCAACUGCCUUUUAAUUCUUUUGUCAGUUCAAAUGUUUUCCCAGAAACCAGCAGCCAGAUCAUUUAUCUAUAGGAGCCUGAUGCAAGGUCGAUACUCAAUCCAUGCACCACUGCUGGUCAAGAAACUUCUUCAGCACUUCAUAAAUCAAGAAAAAGCACCUCCUGGUCUGUACAACUUAUCUGGUGGAGGUAGCCUGGUCGUCACUCUAGCAUCUGAAUUGUGGAAUAUGAUUACCUGGGGUUUGUCACGGGCAUCAUCCAGCAGUGAAAAUGCUGAGACAGCAGUAGCUAAACAAGCUGAUGUUGGAGCACCUUUAGCAAAUCAGUCUGUGCUGCUCAUUCUUGUGUUAGCCAAUCACUGCACUAGUGAUAAAAAUCUUCAUAAUCCCUACCGCCAAGCCUUAUUUUCAUUCAGCAACUCGGAAGGCAAUGUAGAAAUCACACCUACAAGAGCAGCUUCAACUUUCAAGAUUGAUAUGUCCCAGUUGUAUAAAACACUGAGUACAGCUGUCAGUAGUGAUCAAACAACACUACUUCUUUAUCUAUUAGUGCAUAGGAAUCCUCAUGUACGGACGUACAUAUUAGCAUGUUCUGACAUUGAACAAUUGGUUAUCCCCAUUCUGAAGACUUUAUACCAUGCCCCCAACAGCAAUUCUCAUCACAUAUACAUGUCAUUAAUUAUUUUGCUCAUUCUGAGUGAAGAUGAUCUUUUCAACAAGGCAGUUCAUGAGAUGGUUUUGAAAGGUGUGUCUUGGUAUACAGAGCGUUCUAUCUCUGAGAUUUCACUUGGCGGUCUUCUGGUCCUCGUUAUUAUAAGGACGAUACAGUACAAUAUGUUGAAGAUGAGGGAUAAAUAUCUUCACACAAAUUGUUUAGCAGCAUUGGCAAAUAUGUCAAGCCAAUUUCGAAAUCUGCAUCCGUAUGUAACACAGCGCCUGGUCAGUCUUUUUGAAACCCUAGCAAAGAAGCACAUUCGUCUAGAGGAACAGCUUCAUAGGAACACAUCUGAUGUUGCAGUCAAUGUAGAUGAUGAUGCUGCUGCAGUUGAUUUGGCUCAAGAUGUAUCAGUUCUUGAAGAAGUUCUGAGAAUGAUUUUAGAGGUAUUAAACUCGUGCCUGAGUCAUCAGUUAGCCUACAAUACCAACCUCAUCUACACACUUUUGUACAAAAGGCAUGUAUUUGAACCAUACCAGUCACAUCAGGCCUUCCAAGAUGUUGUUCAGAACAUAGACACUGUUAUCACGUACUUCUCACAUAAACUGAAUCAAGUUCAAAAGCAUCUGAGUGUGACAGAAGUUCAGGAAACCAUUCAACAGGGAGCACUUGAGUGGAAUAAAGAAAAACUGCGGAAAUUUCCUGACCUGAAGUUUAAGUAUGUGGAAGAAGAUCAACCAGAAGACUUUUUCAUUCCCUAUGUGUGGUCACUUGUUUGCCAGACUUCAGGUCUGCACUGGAAUCCUGCCAACAACAAGCUUUUUGUUCCAGACAUGUUGAAUGUACUCACUUAACUUCAUCAUUUGGUUCGGGGAUAAUUGUGCAUAGUUCUCCUUUUUGUGGAGGUUGUACAAUUUAUUUUUUUGAAAAUGUCCACAUAUCUGUGCAACCCAGAUGUAAAUGUAUGCUGCCAACUCGUUUUUAGCUGGUAUGCUUUGUAUCAUUAUUCUUAAAUGAAAUUUGUUAAUUUCAUACUGUUGAAAUUAUGCACCUAUUUAUUAAAAUAUUGGUAUUAUA
Schistocerca americana (American grasshopper) is the source of this 2711-nucleotide messenger RNA. RefSeq names its product dymeclin. The record is from RefSeq and is a predicted model, not a curated record. The transcript has 14 exons. The coding region runs from base 449 to 2488 and encodes 679 amino acids. Gene Ontology annotation, cellular component: Golgi apparatus. Gene Ontology annotation, biological process: Golgi organization. NCBI's taxonomy places the organism in Eukaryota, Metazoa, Arthropoda, Insecta, Orthoptera, Acrididae.